CCUGGCUCAGACAAGAGUGCUCUGUCUGCCCAGUAGAGAGAGCUGUCGAUAGCUAUUUCCUUUCAUUUCAUAUUACUGGGGCGACUAGAGAUAAAACCAUCCGUCUGAGCACAGUCGUGCCAGCUUGCGUGAACCGAACCCAUAUACCUGGCCUGGCCAUGGACGAACAGGCAGGGCCCGGCGUGUUCUUUAACAACAACAACAACAACUCGGGUUUGCCUGGCGCUAGCAAAGGACCUCAGCAGCCGGGCGAAGUCGGUGGCGGAGAGGCGGCCAGGGCUCAGUACAACAUUCCGGGGAUAUUGCACUUUCUGCAACACGAAUGGGCCCGCUUCGAGGUGGAGAGAGCCCAGUGGGAGGUGGAGCGAGCCGAAUUACAGGCCCAGAUAGCAUUCCUGCAGGGCGAGAGGAAGGGCCAAGAGAACCUGAAGAAGGACCUUGUCAGGAGGAUAAAGAUGCUGGAGUACGCCCUCAAACAGGAGAGGGCAAAAUACCACAAGCUCAAAUACGGAACAGAGUUGAACCAAGGAGACAUGAAACCUCCCAGCUACGAUGAUUCUGAUGAAGGAAAUGAGAAUGAGGCCCCGAGCCCCCCCCACAGUAGUCAGCAGUGCUGGAAGCAGGGACGGCAGCUACUGAGGCAGUACCUUCAGGAGGUGGGCUACACGGACACCAUCUUGGAUGUGAAGUCCCAAAGGGUCAGGGCGCUGCUGGGCCUGGCUGGAGACUCUGGAGAAAGGCCGUCGGACAAGAGAACAGAACCCAUGGUCAACGGCACCGAGCCAUCCCUGCUAAAGGACGCCGGCAUGAUCAGUAAACCUGACAUGUCUGACUCGGCCACAGUCCUGGAGGCCUUUAAGUUCAUUGAAAGUGCCGCUGCCGAGUUCAGCGACGAGGAGGAGGACGACGACAGCGAAGGGAGGGACAAGACCAUUAUGAACUUGGCCACUAUGGUGAGGAAGAAGACGUCAUCCUCUUCCUCGGACAUGAGUGAUGACCCGGACACCGAGGAGGCUCUGAAAGGGUUCGACUUCCUAGCCAGCCCAGACGAGAUAGACUGCUCGACCGAUACCCGGAGCUCAGAGGACACCGGGGACUGGGAGAAGGAAGAGCAGUGCCCCAUGCCCGAGGCCUGGGACGUGGACCAGGGCCUGAUAGCCCAACUCAAGGAGCAGUACAGGAAGGAGCGCAAGGGUAAAAAGGGGGUGAAGAGGCCUAACCGGUCCAAACUGCAGGACAUGCUGGCCAACCUGCGAGACGCGGAGGAUAUGCCCUCCAUGCAGCCCCCCGUGACGCCUCCGUCUCGGCCCAUCAUGCCCCGGCUCAAUGAACACGAAGCGGGCCGCCCCGAGGAAGCGGUGACCAUGACGUUUCCGCCCACGUCCGGGAAGUCGUUCAUCAUGCGGCCCGACGAGGUGGGGGAGAGCGAACUGGGCCUCGGCGAGCUGGCGGGCCUCACCGUGGCCAACGAGGCAGACAACCUGGCCUACGACGUUACAAACAGCCAGGAUGCGCUACGGAAAACCUGGAACCCCAAGUUCACGCUGCGGAGCCACUUUGAUUCCAUCCGGGGCCUGGCCUUCCAUCCUGUGGAGCCUGUCCUGAUCACCGCCUCCGAGGACCACACCCUCAAACUGUGGAAUCUCCAGAAGACUGCGCCUGCCAAGAAGUGUGCUGCCCUGGAUGUGGAACCCAUUUACACUUUCAGGGCCCAUCGAGGCGCGGUGUUGUGUGUGACCAUGAGCUCCACAGGGGAGCAGUGCUUCAGUGGAGGGGUGGACGGCACCAUCCAGAGCUGGAACACCCCCAACCCCAACAUCGACCCUUACGACUCAUAUGAGCCCUCUGUGCUCCGGGGGGCGCUGCUCGGACACACAGACUCUGUGUGGGGUGUUGUCUACAGCGCGUCCCACCAGCGACUGCUCUCCUGCUCUGGUGACGGCACCGUGCGCCUGUGGAACGCUGCCGACACCUCACCCGCCCUGGCUGUCUUCAACGAGAGGGGAGAGCUGGGCAUCCCCACAUCAGUGGACCUGGUGUGCAGCGAGCCGGCCCACAUGGUGUCGUCCUUCAGCACCGGGGAGAUCGGACUCUUCAACAUGGAAACGCGACAGCUGGUCCUUAAGCUGGACAAGACCGGCGAACCUGAAGCCCUGUGCAAGAUCAACAAGGUGCUGAGUCACCCCACUCUGCCCAUCACCAUCACAGCCCAGGAAGAUCGACACAUCCAGUUCUUUGACAACAACACAGGGAAAUGUAUUCACUCAAUGGUAGCCCAUCUGGAUGCAGUCACAAGUUUAGCUGUGGAUCCCAAUGGCUUAUACCUGAUGUCUGGAAGCCACGACUGCUCCAUACGCCUGUGGAACAUGGAGAGCAAGACAUGCAUACAAGAGUUCACGGCGCACCGCAAGAAGUCGGACGAGGCCAUCCACGACGUGGCGUUCCACCCCACCAAGUGCUACAUCGGCAGCGCUGGGGCCGACGCACUCGCCAAGGUUUUCGUAUGACCUCAAACCCCAUUGGCCUACAGCUGAAUCCGGGCUCGAAGGACCAUAAAAAACGUGGAAGAGGAUAAUGUGUGCUAUAACUAAAGGGAGAGGUUGUAGUUGGAGCCCAAAUCAAAGUUCUAACAGAAGGAACAUAAUGAGUUGGAUGGGUUCUUAUUCACUGGUGUCUGGGACUUCAGUGGCAGUUGAGAGGAGUUUUUAGACACCUGAUGAUUAGAAUGAUAGCAAGGUGAACAUGAGGGAAGGAGAAAGUGUUAUCUUUCCACUGUAUCCUUUCUCUUCUACACACACACACACACACACACAGCUAACCCGGGCAGGCCUGGGUUCAACAGCCAAACCAGAAGGAAAGAAGUGCUUAAACAUGGUAAAAAGGCCAGGUGGAUUUUCAGGAAAUACUUAGGACCUGUACUCUGAUUUAGGAACAUUGUGUUUGUGUCUGAGGAGAUACACAAGACUCACAUUCGCCUCCCCCCACUUACCCCUGCCACCCCCAAGACUGCCUGUGUCUUCAUUGCUGUCAUUUUCAAAGAAAUGUGCCUUUUUUGUCAGUCGUUUGCAAACGUUAUUUUAUGAUUUGUGCGCAACAUAGGAGUGGGUGGGGCGUUCUACAAAAGUUAUAAUUACCUUUUUUUUUUUUAUAUAUAUAUAUACCUUAAAGAGCCACUCCGGUCACGUGAUAGUCUAACUGAUAUCUUCUUCCAGCAGAAAAGUCACACUGUGUAAACCAUUAACUGAUUGAGAGGCCAACAUAAGGGACAACUGAUUCAAUCCUAUUGAAACAGACAUACCAGUGCAUCCCCCUUCUCAACCCGCUCAAACCGUAAUUUAUUUUGAUUCGGAUCGUGGUGGGUGGAGAUUAGCUGAGGCUAUCAAGAAAAGUGUGUUUUUGGAGGAGUUUGGCAAUUUCAGUGGUGUAUUCAGGUGACCGAAGUACACCUCUAAAUUUGCACGGAGUAUGUAUGGCUAGCGUUGGAAAGUCACAGUACUGUUUCAUGACCGAAGUAUUGAUUUAGGAGAGUUAGAAGCUGCUAUCCCCACCGAAAUAUACAGUGUCCUGCAGAACUGGAGUCAGAAAAGAAAUUAAAAUAACCUAAACAUUUGUUUGUCGAAGCAGAGGCCAUAAGACUGCAUUCAUAAUAGAAUUUUGAUAUUCCUCUGUGGUUUUGUAUGUAAACAAAUUAGAAUUCAGUACGUUAUUCCAUCUCUGUAAAUCAAAUGUAAAUGGAUUCCUUCUUCCUACAUAUUAGCCCAUAUGCAUCUGACACCUGAGUAAGCCAUCCUUGUUGCUUGCUUUGACUUACUAUUACAGUUUUCCCAUCCAAAUUGCCUGUACACGGCCAACAGUAACAACGACUUACCCAGGCCAUAUCCAUUCGUAUACCUUGUUUCCAAUUAAAUUGUAAAUGCUUUUAUGCUGUAGCUUAAGUUCUCCUAGGUGCAACAAGUGUCUCUGUUGUGUUUGAAUGUCAUAUUCUUUACAUAAGUAGGACAUAAAUAGGGCAGCAUUGUAAUAUAAUAUACCCUCAAAAGCAAAAAAAAUUUUUAACAAGGUCUGUUGUACUGUGAUCCUUGGCUAGCAGUAGAUCACUUCCACAAACUUAAACAAUUUAACACCAUUGAUUAUUGUUGUUGUGGUGUGACCUAAUAUGAAAACAUGCUGCUUUAUGGUGUUUUUAUAGUUGAACAACCAGACAAACUGCACCAAAACUGGUCUGCGGUGAUAAGUGGAAAUUAACUUUUUAUAUUGAACUGUGUAGUUAUUUAUUCCUCCACAAGUCAUUUAAGCCAAAAUGAUCAACUGAGUGUUGUGUUAAAGCGACAAGAUGCUUUCCAUAAAUCCUGAAGAUGUAAAGUUUCCUGCGACCGCUAAGAUAGCCCUUUUAGCUAAUUAUGCUAAGUUAGCUAAUACUAAGUUGCUAUUGCUUAGUUAAAGCUCAUGCCAAGUUGGCCCCUUAGCAACGACUGCUAAGGUAGCUUCUUUAUAGCCAGCCUGCUUGCCCAUGUGCUGAGUUAGCCCCUUAAAUCCUGUAUUUGACAGCAGAACUGAUGUCUCUCAGUACUCAACUGUACACAAAGCUCCUUUUCCGUACCUACUGUAGGUGACAUGACCAGCUCUGGUCAAAAGGCAGGUUAAAUAUAUGCUUUAUGUAAUAACUGGUUGAAAAUAGUAUUUUGUGUAAUUAUUUACUAGUUUUUUAUUUACUUACUAUAAAUGGUUGGUGAAAGGUAAAUCUUUGUUAAAUACAGCUAGAUAUUUUUUUAAAGAAUAUUUUCUCUUUUACUUGAACAUAUAGGAGUUAUUCCUUUGGGGAAAUUGUGUACUUUUUUCUUUUGUAGUGGAGUGGUUGGAGAUUUGCCGGUCUUAUCAAAAAUGUUAUGCCUUUGAUUGUGAGCACUACAAAAUUAUUAUCGUCUGCAGUUCAACAGAGAGAAAUUAGGAUUUUACUAUCUACCAAAUGCCUCCAUCUUUUAAAGGACUGUUGAAAUACAGGGAUGGAUCGAAAUCUGUGGAGACUUCGGCGUGCUACUGUUGUACAAAUAUAUUUUUUCAUUUUUAUUUACUUUGGUGUCAGGUCAUUUUAGAACAUUUAAGGGACAUAACAAGAAUUUGUACAGUUUUAAAGUAUAAAAAAAUCUAUCUAUUUAUUAAUGCAGUGUAUAUUAGGUGGCGAAACAUGGUGACGUGAAAUGGAGUCAGUAUUGUCGUGGUAACUGUACAGUAGUCUCGUCACAACACUGGGCGGUUAAGCAAAAGUAAAGUAUAGGGCCCCCCACUGCUCACAAUUUAGAAGAAUCACAUUUCGGAAGAUUGGCUGGCAUUUCAUGUCAUUUUACAGGCUGUAUGUCUGUUUUUAAAUACCAUAUUAUGAGUGUUGACCACUGAGAUUAGACUGGUGUGUUUUUGUCAGAGGGAAGCACUUUUUAAUGCAUUUUUUUGAUUGAGCUGUUUUUGUAAAACUAAUCCCAUUGUUUGCUCUGUAUCCAAGACGGCAAACAGUCUUCAAUUGGAAUAAUAACCAAACAUUUGAAGUGGUCGCCAUAAAUGUUUGUCUUGAAAGAAAAAUCAAAUAGUGUAAUCGUACUAUGAUAAGCGGUUGGAACAUAAAAACUCUGCUAGUUUGAUUAGUCUCUGUAUGUGUCUGAAAUACUUGUCUAUUCUGAGCAGCUGGGGGAAAUACAUACAAGCACUACAAAGUGUAUGAAAGAAAUAUCAUGAAACAAAGAACCUAUUAAAUAAUGGGAUAAAGAACAGGUCCUGGGCAAAAUUUGCCUGGUGUCAAUUAAAAUCAUUGCCCUUUUACCCUCCAGUUGUAUAGAGAAUUUGUUAAAGAUUAUAUUAAUUUGAUAAAUAUGCUAAUUGGACUGUACAGUAAAUAUUAUUGUCAUUAUAGUUUAUUCAUUUUUCAUGAUGUAUUCUCUUAUUUCUCAUGUGGGAGAAUUGACAGGUUGAUCAAUAACAAUAAAGGAAUAUGUUGUAUAUUA
Molecule: messenger RNA, 5993 nt
Organism: Esox lucius (northern pike)
Lineage: Eukaryota; Metazoa; Chordata; Actinopteri; Esociformes; Esocidae
Gene: strn
Product: striatin, calmodulin binding protein
Exons: 18
Coding region: 159-2507 (782 amino acids)
Cellular component (GO): dendrite
Molecular function (GO): armadillo repeat domain binding; protein-containing complex binding; calmodulin binding
Source: RefSeq, a predicted model, not a curated record